Messenger RNA from Pundamilia nyererei, 829 nucleotides. RefSeq names its product ribosomal protein L6 (gene rpl6). The record is from RefSeq and is a predicted model, not a curated record. Gene Ontology annotation, molecular function: RNA binding; structural constituent of ribosome. Bases 24 to 800 code for a protein of 258 amino acids. The transcript is spliced from 6 exons. Gene Ontology annotation, biological process: cytoplasmic translation; ribosomal large subunit assembly. Gene Ontology annotation, cellular component: ribosome; cytosolic large ribosomal subunit. NCBI's taxonomy places the organism in Eukaryota, Metazoa, Chordata, Actinopteri, Cichliformes, Cichlidae.
ACCUUCUUUUUACUUUGUGUCAGAUGGCAGAGGGAGACAAAGCUGCCAAGAAGAAGAAGCACGGGAGCCGGAACCCGGUUCUGGCCCGGGGCAUCGGUCGCUACUCCCGGUCCGCUAUGUAUGCUCGCAGGGCCAUGUACAAGAGGAAGACCAAAACCACUGAGACCAAGGUGGAAAAGAAGAUCAAGGCUAGACCCAAGGCCACUGUCGUCAAAACCGUUGGAGGAGACAAGAACGGAGGCACUCGUGUUGUCAAACUGCGCAAGAUGCCCCGCUACUACCCCACAGAGGACGUGCCCCGUAAACUGAAGAGCCAUGGGAUCAAGCCCUUCUCCCAGCACAAGAGGAACCUGCGUGCCUCCAUCACACCAGGAACUGUCCUCAUUCUGCUCACUGGGCGCCACCGUGGAAAGCGCGUGGUCUUCCUGAAGCAGCUCUCCAGUGGUCUCCUGCUCGUCACUGGCCCUCUUGCCCUGAACAGAGUCCCCGUGUGCAGGGCCCACCAGAAGUUUGUGAUUGCCACAAACACCAAAAUUGACAUCUCUGGUAUGAAGAUCCCCAAAACCCUCAACGAUGCCUACUUCAAGAAGAAGAAGCUGAGGAGGCCCCGUCACCAGGAGGGAGAAAUCUUUGAUACAGAAAAAGAGAAAUUCCAGCUGACAGAGCAGAGGAAGGAGGACCAGAAAGCCGUUGAUUCUCAGCUGUUGCCCCUUAUCAAGAAAGUACCUCAGCUGCAAGGGUACCUGCGCUCUUCCUUCUUCCUGUCUAAUGGCGUCUACCCUCACAAGCUGGUUUUCUAAAUGUGUUGAAAUAAACAGUGACCGCUUCA